This is a messenger RNA of Sclerotinia sclerotiorum 1980 UF-70, 2004 nucleotides long. RefSeq lists its product as hypothetical. NCBI's taxonomy places the organism in Eukaryota, Fungi, Ascomycota, Leotiomycetes, Helotiales, Sclerotiniaceae. The transcript has a single exon. Gene Ontology annotation, cellular component: nucleus; Holliday junction resolvase complex. The coding region runs from base 1 to 2004 and encodes 667 amino acids. Gene Ontology annotation, biological process: mitotic intra-S DNA damage checkpoint signaling; replication fork processing; double-strand break repair. The record is from RefSeq and is a predicted model, not a curated record. Gene Ontology annotation, molecular function: DNA binding; nuclease activity.
AUGCAGGAGUUUGUUAAUUUGAUAAGUUCAAGUCCGGAGCCAGAGCUUCCAAAGGCUCGCACCAAAGCCGCACCUAUAGUUACCUCCAAAGUCCAUCUCAAAGACACGUCGCAAAAUAUUCUCAAGCCACCCACAGUGCAGCUCUUCGACUAUAGUUUUGCCAAUUUCAAAAAUUCGAUAGGUACCAGAACAGUGAAGGCCCCGCCCCCACGGGACCCGUCUACCAAACCCAAACCUUCUAAGACAAUCCAACUCGACGAUGGCAAUUCAAUUCAACUGUGGUCUGAUGAAUUUGAUACGACACUUGGCUCCGUAGUUAAUAGCACAUCUGCGAAGCAGAAUACUGGAUUCUCGAAGCAGUGCAAAGGGGAUAACGCUCCCAUCGAAAUAACAGAUUCAGAUGAUCCAUUUACCUCCCCACCACCUGCGAAACGACGGAAAGCAUCGCCAUUGAAAGACAAAGUUCCUAGGGCUGCAGGUGGAUACAAGCGCACUGUUUCUAACAUUGAGUCCGUUCAAACGAGUAAAGCAAGAUCAUCCAAAUACGGUUUAAAUAGGUCGAAGUCUAUGGGUGCAGAUCCCUUACUGUUUACAAGCUCGCCAGAUGUGUCUGCCGUAAGCUCAAGGCAUGGAAAAGCAAAGGAUUUGUACAGUCGAUAUGAUGAUGAUGAAGAUACGGUGGGAAUACCACGGAAGAAAGCAAGCAAGCCAGACCCUCUGGAGCUCGAAGAUUCAGAUGAAUUUCCAUCCAUAGAGAAUUUGAAAUCCUGGAAUCUGCCACCAAAAGAUGCGAAAAUAUCUGAUGAGCCGACGGCACAUUAUUAUGACGACGAUUCAACUCCUGAGAAGAAGAGGCGAGGGAAGGUUGGCAAGUCCAAAGAGAAGGCUUUGAGUGCAACAGAAAAAAAGUCAGCAAAAGAUGCUGAAAAGGAGCAAAAGCGUAUCGACAAAGAGUAUGCUAAGGCUGAAAAGGAGCGAGAGAAGGAAAAGGCAAAGGAUUUGGCUAAAGUCAACAUCGAUCGUACCAAGCCCGAAAUUUCGACCCCAGAAAUGAUCGUCGAUUUACCUUCAUGCAUCCAGGAUAAAAGUAAUAUGGCAUUGAGAGCUCGAAUCGACAUUUUACUUAAAGAACUAAAUGUUCAGCAGUCCCAGUGGGAGAAUUCAGACCUGGUCAUUAAGUGGCGUCGAAAGGUCAUUUCGGAAUACAACGAAGAGAGUGACAUCUGGGAACCCAAAGCACAGCAAAUUAAAAAUGAAAAGCACAUUCUGUGUAUUUUAUCAGCCAAGAAGUUCGUUGAUAUGUCUUUAGGGAGAGGGGAUAUGGAUUUAGAGACUCAUGUUUCUAUUCUCAAAUCACACUUCGAGUCUUGCAAUGUUCUAUAUCUCAUCGAGGGACUCACAGCAUGGCAAAAUAAAAAUCGGAACAUUAAAGACCGGCAAUACAAAGCCGCUGUCAGAAGUCGAAUUCCAGAAGACGAAGCAGCUGGUGCUAGCAGUAGUCAGAGGCGAAAAGUGCCACAAGCUGAUGAAUACAUUGAGAAUGCAGAUAGUGCAAUUGAGGACUCUUUGCUCAAUUUGGAAGUUCUCCAUAAAGUAAAGUAUUGGCUUACGAGCAAUGCACAAGAUAGCGCAAAAUGGGUUUCACAGUUUACCAAGCACAUUUCUACGAUUCCAUAUCUAGCUCAACGCGAAGCUCUCGGUUUGAAUUUUUGUAUGGCAGGUGGUCAGUUCAAAUCCGGGAAAGAUGCAACGGAUACGUAUAUUAAAAUGUUGGAGGAAAUACACCAUGUUACGGAGAAGAUGGCGGAAGGUAUAGCAGCAGAAUACCCCACACCUCAAGCGUUGUUAAAGGGAUUUAAAGAAAAUGGUCCGUUGGCAUUGGAAGGGUGUCGAAAAUUGGCAAAUAAGAAUGGUGCACUUACGGAUACGAGACUUGGGAAGGCUAUUAGUAGGAGGGUGUAUAAGGUUUUUAUGGAAAUUGAUCCAGACAGUUUUGAUAUAUAG